AAUAUGGCGCCGUCCAGUAUGUCGAUUUUUACAUGUGUAUUUUUAACGAUUAUAGGAACAUGUUCUGCAAUUGAAUCAGAUAUUUUUAGUGAAGAAUUAAUUAUUAAACCUCUUCCGAGUGGGCACGUGUAUGCAUAUUUCCAGUUUCCUAUUAGAUGGAAUGUGGAUUUGGAUCAAAAUGAUGCGCUCCGUCAUUUUCGUUUGUUUCCGAGAUCCAUUGGACAGAUUGUCACGAAACACCGGGUUCAAGAAUUACACUUAAGUUUAACUCAAGGGAGAUGGAGACACAAAAAAUGGGGAUAUCCAUUGAAAGAUGCACCACCUGGAGCUGAGCUUUGGGCAUGGUUUAGACAUGACACUUUAGAUGUCAAUAAAGCAUGGACUGAAUUAACCAAUUCAUUGUCUGGACAGUUUUGUGCUUCAUUAAAUUUUAUAGAUGCAACAAGUACAAUUUCUCCUCAAAUUUCAUUUCGACCACUGGGAUUAGUUCAUGAAAAGCAUGGUGCUAAUUCUUCUUAUGUUCGAUUUGCUUCUUUACCUAAAGAAACAGUUUGUACUGAAAAUCUAUCUCCAUGGCGAAAACUGCUACCAUGUGAUACUAAGGCAGGACUUUCUACCCUUCUUAAUGCCAUUAACAUAUUGAACAGUAACUAUUUUUCAAUAGCAACUGAUUAUCGUGUUAUUUGUAGGGAUAAUCAAUGCAUAAACACUGCCUUAGAGCUUCUGUUUUCAUUAUCUGUAGUAUUUAAUCCACCAGUUAUGCAGCAGGGCAAACAAGAUUGGUCAUUUUUAAAGUUGUUUGGAGCAGCACUGCCCUCAUAUUGUCCCCUUGCUGUUAAUUCUACUGUAUUUGUUGAUAUAACAAAUAAUAUGACAGGAAUUCCAUUCACACUCUCUCCUACACCUACUAAAAUAGUUACAACAACAAAAGGGAUCAUCACGCAGAAGUAUGCUGUGUACCAAAUAAAGGAAUUGCUUUCUAUGCUUCCACAUGUAAAUAUUGCUGCAAAUUAUGAGAAACCCCAUAUAUAUUGGCCACCUACAUUACCAAUUAUUCAUGCUACAAGAUUCAUAACUGGUUAUGGUGUAGAAAAAGGAGGAAUACAGUGUCAUAUUUAUAACAAUCAUCCAACCAAACAUCUCAAAAUUAUAUAUUUAGAGAUUAUUCCAUGGUUUUUAAGACUUUAUUCACAUACAUUAGAAGUUAAAAAUGGAGAUAAAUUUGUGUUGAAAGAAUUUCAGUAUUAUCAGCCAGGGAGAGACCGAGAACAACCACAUCACUUAGAAAUGAUUUUUACGUUAUCACCCAAUUCAGUCACUAAAGUUAGUUUUGAAUUUGAACGUGCUUUUCUAAAAUGGACUGAAUAUCCACCUGAUGCUAAUCAUGGUUUCUAUGUCGGUUCUUCUAUUAUAAGUACAGUAGUUCAACAUACUGCUAAUUACUCUUAUAUUCCAUCAAUUUAUCAACCAAUUGAAACACAGGAUUUUCGAAAUACUUUUUUGAGACUGUAUACAGAGAGUUUAUUAAUAUCAUUACCAACUCCAGACUUCAGCAUGCCUUAUAAUGUCAUAUGCUUGGCAUGUACAGUGGUUGCACUGGCAUUUGGACCAAUUCACAACAUUACAACAAAGAGAAUUUCUGUAAUGAAACAGAAGAAAGAAACAUUAAUCACAAAAAUCAAAAGGAAAAUAUUUGGUGGUUCAAACUCCUGUGAUGCUAAAGAACUGUUGGAGAGUAAGAAAGAAAAAUAAAAGUAUUUGUUUACAGUUGAAACAGUUGAAGAAGGGAAUAAAAAUGAAAAAUAUUUUCAUUCAGGAUUUAAGAAAGCUUAUUAUGAUGUAAAAAUUAUUGCUGUCCCAGCAACUCUAGCACAGAGUUUAAAUCCCGACUGUAUGUAUUUUUUAAUUUUAUUUAACAUUUUACUAUUAAUUUAUUUUAUCAUAUUGUCAGAAUUAGAAUUUUUAUAAUUAUUAUUUUAUGUAUAAUUUUUAUUUUUUAUAUAUCAUAA
This is a messenger RNA of Centruroides sculpturatus (bark scorpion), 2009 nucleotides long. It is a transcript of the gene PIG-T, whose product is annotated as GPI transamidase component PIG-T-like. The coding region runs from base 4 to 1752 and encodes 582 amino acids. Lineage: Eukaryota; Metazoa; Arthropoda; Arachnida; Scorpiones; Buthidae. Gene Ontology annotation, cellular component: GPI-anchor transamidase complex. The record is from RefSeq and is a predicted model, not a curated record. Gene Ontology annotation, biological process: attachment of GPI anchor to protein. The transcript has 11 exons.